AUGGCGGCGGGGAGUAUUUUUAAUGUCUUUACAGGACGAACUCAUAGAUCAAACCAAGUUACUGCUCCCGAGUAUGUGUUUCUGAUUUCUGAAUUGGCAGGGGAACAAAGAUUUGCUUCUAUUGUUGCUAAAAGACUUGAGAGCUUGGGAGCGCUUACACAUGGUGACAGAAGAGCAACAGAAUCUAGAGAUCUGAGCAGGUUCAAUUUUGAUAAUAAGUAUGGAAGAAAUGCUUUAGAAAUUGUCAUGAAAUCCAUUGUCAACCUAGAUUCUCCUAUGGUAUCACCACCUCCAGACUACCCUGGAGAAUUCUUUAAAGAUGUUCGACAAGGACUGAUAGGAGUUGGCCUGAUAAAUGUAGAAGAUCGUUCGGGAAUUCUUACUCUAGAUAAAGAUUAUAACAACAUUGGAAAAUUCUUAAAUAGAAUUUUGGGCAUGGAAGUACAUCAGCAGAAUGCAUUAUUUCAGUAUUUUGCAGACACACUUACAGCGGUUGUUCAAAAUGCCAAAAAAAAUGGAAGAUAUGAUAUGGGAAUUUUAGAUCUUGGUUCUGGAGAUGAAAAAGUGAGGAAAAGUGAUGUUAAGAAGUUUUUGACUCCAGGAUAUUCCACUUCUGGUCACGUAGAGUUAUACACUAUUAGUGUGGAGAGGGGAAUGUCUUGGGAGGAAGCUACCAAGAUUUGGGCUGAGCUGACAGGACCAGAUGAUGGCUUUUACUUGUCGUUGCAAAUAAGGAACAACAAGAAAACUGCCAUCUUAGUUAAAGAAGUGAACCCUAAAAAGAAGCUUUUCUUAGUUUAUAGACCAAAUACUGGGAAACAGCUCAAAUUAGAAAUUUAUGCUGAUCUAAAAAAGAAAUAUAAGAAGGUAGUCUCAGAUGAUGCCCUGAUCCACUGGUUAGAUCAGUAUAAUUCAUCUGCAGAUACUUGUACUCAUGCUUAUUGGCGUGGCAACUGCAAAAAAGCCAGCUUGGGAUUAGUUUGUGAAAUAGGUCUUCGUUGCCGCACGUAUUACGUAUUAUGUGGCUCCGUUCUGAGUGUCUGGACAAAGGUUGAAGGUGUUCUGGCAUCUGUCAGUGGCACAAAUGUGAAGAUGCAGAUAGUUCGGCUAAGAACAGAGGAUGGACAACGGAUUGUAGGUUUGAUCAUUCCUGCAAAUUGUGUGUCUCCUCUUGUAAAUCUCCUGUCAACUUCAGACCAGUCUCAACAGCUUGCGGUCCAACAGAAACAGCUCUGGCAGCAGCGUCACCCACAGAGCAUCGCCAACUUGAGCAACGCAUAAGAACAGACAGGUUUCGACAUGGAUGUAUCUGAAAUGCUGUUGAAGCAUAUCAUUUGCAUAAAAAUCAGGGACAGUUUCCAAAGAAUUAUAAUUUUUUUUCAGUUGUGCUCUCUCUAGUUAAUUUUUUUGGGAAUAAGGACAAACCUGGAAUAGAUAGCAAAACUGAAAAUCAGCAGUGCCGAUGGUGGUACAUAUGUCUUUCCUUCGCUUUUCCCAUGGUACUUCCCAUAUGCUUUUACUUUGGGUGAGCAGAGGGAUAUGUGCGCGUGCGUGUGUGUCUGUUUGUUUGUGAGUUUGUUAAAGGCUACAAACCACAAUUGGUUUAAAAAUGCUUGGAACUUCCCAAACUGGCUUUACUUUUAUGUUAUACAGUGCUCAGGGUUAACGCAGUACAUCCAUGCAAUUGCUGUGGGAGUUAUCCCCAGAUGCAUGUGUUUUGAGUCUAUAAAUAUAGAAAAUAUAUAUUGGUUUCUUUUUCCAACUUAUUAAACAAUAGGUUUAUUAAAGCAUGAAAUGAAAGGUUGCAUAUCAUGCAUUCAGGUUUUUUUCUAGUUUUUGUUCUGACAGUGCAUGUCUUUGAAAGCAUGUGUAAACAAGAUUAAAACGAGUCAAGUAACGGAGAGAAACUUUGUAGAUGUACAGCAUUGGUUAUUGCAUUUUUAUAGUGUUUAUACCUGGGUAUUGCUUCUCACCCUGCAAAUCCCACCCCCAGGCCUAUUCUCCCUGCCCCAAGUUUCUUGUCAAGGUAAUGAGUACAUAACAUUUUUUGUGGUAAAACUCUUAAAAAGUUAAUUUUAAUGUAUUAAUAGUAUUCCUAAUGUGUGCUGCAGAAACGGCUACAAGCCUGCUUUUCUUAAAAUUACAUUUUCCUUAACUUAAAGAUAGUUUUAGAAGUACAAAUUGGCUUCCAUCUUGCAAACAAUCUUUUUUUUUACUUCAUUAUCUUAAUUUGUCACUCAUAAAAAAGGAAACCGUACUUGAGCUGUAAACUAGACAAUGAGGAGACACUUGAGGCUUCUGCUGUAUGUUUAUUUCUUGUUGUUAUUGUUGUUACCCAGUAACUUGAAUAUUGUUUAAUGUGUUGUAAGACAUUGUAGAGUUUAUCUCAAGCUGUUAAAAAUGGUAAUGUACAAAUGUGAAUAGACACUUAUCUAUAAUAUGGGUAAGUUUUGUUUCGCCUAUAAUAGAUGUUUAUAAAAACAAGUGAGGGGACAAUUGGUUUUUUUGUUUCCUUUUGUUUUCCUCCCCCCCCCCCUUUUUUUUUGCUUGCACAGGUUGCACUAUUGAAAAAUUGAGAUUGUAUAAACCUGGUCAAAAGCUACAAGAUACCACAGUCUUGUAGAUGUCUAAUAAAAAGUUAUUAUACUAACCAGAA
Molecule: messenger RNA, 2656 nt
Organism: Leptonychotes weddellii (Weddell seal)
Lineage: Eukaryota; Metazoa; Chordata; Mammalia; Carnivora; Phocidae
Source: RefSeq, a predicted model, not a curated record